Molecule: messenger RNA, 4016 nt
Organism: Pongo pygmaeus (Bornean orangutan)
Lineage: Eukaryota; Metazoa; Chordata; Mammalia; Primates; Hominidae
Gene: NOLC1
Product: nucleolar and coiled-body phosphoprotein 1
Exons: 14
Coding region: 240-2417 (725 amino acids)
Cellular component (GO): nucleoplasm; nucleolus
Molecular function (GO): protein binding
Source: RefSeq, a predicted model, not a curated record
CUGGCGUCCGGUGGGCUCCUCCGUUAACCAAGAUGGCGAUACGCGUGGGACCGGAAAGAGUUUAUAUAGAUUUCCUGUGUACCCUACCUCUGAGGUGAAGGUGGGACUGCCCUGUGGAGCCCCACCCUUUCCGUUAUGCGCCCGCGCGGCGCAAUGACGUCACAGGCCCGCCCACUGCCCCUGUUGGGUUUCUGAGUCGUGCUGCGUCUGCAACGGUAGUGACGCGUAUUGCCCGGAGGAUGGCGGACGCCGGCAUUCGCCGCGUGGUUCCCAGCGACCUGUAUCCUCUCGUGCUCGGCUUCCUGCGCGAUAACCAACUCUCAGAGGUGGCCAAUAAGUUCGCCAAAGCGACAGGAGCUACACAGCAGGAUGCCAAUGCCUCUUCCCUCUUAGACAUCUAUAGCUUCUGGCUCAAGUCUGCCAAGGUCCCAGAGCGAAAGUUACAGUCAAAUGGACCAGUGGCUAAGAAAGCUAAGAAGAAGGUCUCAUCCAGUGACAGUGAGGACAGCAGUGAGGAGGAGGAGGAAGUUCAAGGGCCUCCAGCAAAGAAGGCUGCUGUACCUGCCAAGCGAGUCGGUCUGCCUCCUGGGAAGGCUGCAGCCAAAGCAUCAGAGAGCAGCAGCAGUGAAGAGUCCAGUGAUGAUGAGGAGGAGGACCAAAAGAAACAGCCUGUCCAGAAGGGAGUUAAGCCCCAAGCCAAGGCAGCCAAAGCUCCUCCUAAGAAGGCCAAGAGCUCUGAUUCUGAUUCUGACUCAAGCUCCGAGGAUGAGCCACCAAAGAACCAGAAGCCAAAGAUAACACCUGUGGCAGUUAAAGCUCAGACUAAAGCCCCUCCCAAACCAGCUCGAGCAGCACCUAAAGUAGCCAAUGGUAAAGCAGCCAGUAGCAGCAGUAGCAGCAGCAGCAGCAGUAGCAGUGAUGACUCAGAGGAGGAGAAAGCAGCAGCCACCCCCAAGAAGACUGUACCUAAAAAGCAAGCUAUGGCCAAGGCCACAGUGAAAGCAGCUGCCACCCCUACCCAGAAGAGUUCCAGCAGUGAGGAUUCCUCCAGUGAGGAGGAAGAGGAGCAAAAAAAACCCAUGAAAAAUAAACCAGGUCCCUACAGUUCAGUCCCCCCACCUUCUGCUCCCCCACCAAAGAAGUCUCUGGGAACCCAGCCUCCCAAGAAGGCUGUGGAGAAGCAGCAGCCUGUGGAAAGCAGUGAAGACAGCAGUGAUGAGUCUGAUUCAAGUUCUGAAGAAGAGAAGAAACCCCCAACUAAGGCAGUCAUCUCUAAAGCAACCUCCAAACCACCUCCAGCAAAGAAAGCAGCAGAGAGCUCUUCAGACAGCUCAGACUCUGACAGCUCUGAGGAUGAUGAAGCUCCUUCUAAGCCAGCUGGUACCACCAAGAAUUCUUCAAAUAAGCCAGCUGUCACCACCAAGUCACCUGCAGUGAAGCCAGCUGCAGCCCCCAAGCAACCUGUGGGCGGUGGCCAGAAGCUUCCCACGAGAAAGGCUGACAGCAGCUCCAGUGAGGAAGAGAGCAGCUCCAGUGAGGAGGAGAAGACAAAGAAGAUGGUGGCCACCACUAAGCCCAAGGCAACUGCCAAAGCAGCUCCACCUCUGCCUGCCAAGCAGGCUCCUCAGGGUAGUAGGGACAGCAGCUCUGAUUCAGACAGCUCCAGCAGUGAGGAAGAGGAGGAGGAAGAGAAGACAUCUAAGUCUGCAGUUAAGAAGAAGCCACAAAAGGUAGCAGGAGGUGCAUCCCCUUCCAAGCCAGCCUCUGCAAAGAAAAGAAAGGCUGAGCGCAGCAGCAGUUCUUCCUCUGAUGACUCCAGUGAGGAGGAGGAAGAGAAGCCCAAGGGCAAGGGCUCUCCAAGACCACAAGCCCCCAGGGCCAAUGGCACCUCUGCACUGACUGCCCAGAAUGGAAAAGCAGCUAAGAACAGUGAGGAGGAGGAAGAAGAAAAGAAAAAGGCGGCAGUGGUAGUUUCCAAGUCAGAGUCUCACUGUGUCACCCAGACCGGCGUGCAAUGGCAUGAUCACGGCUUGUGCAGCCUUAACCUCAUGGACUCAGGUUCAUUAAAGAAGCGGAAGCAGAAUGAGGCUGCCAAGGAGGCAGAGACUCCUCAGGCCAAGAAGAUAAAGCUUCAGACCCCUAACACAUUUCCAAAAAGGAAGAAAGGAGAAAAAAGGGCAUCAUCCCCAUUCCGAAGGGUCAGGGAGGAGGAAAUUGAGGUGGAUUCACGAGUUGCAGACAACUCCUUUGAUGCCAAGCGAGGUGCAGCUGGAGACUGGGGAGAGCGAGCCAAUCAGGUUUUGAAGUUCACCAAAGGCAAGUCGUUCCGGCAUGAGAAAACCAAGAAGAAGCGGGGCAGCUACCGGGGAGGCUCAAUCUCUGUCCAGGUCAAUUCUAUUAAGUUUGACAGCGAGUGACCUGAGGUCAUCUUUGGUGAAGCAAGGGUGAUGAUCGGAGACUACUUACUUUCUCCAGUGUACCUGGGAACCCUCAAGUCUCUAGGUGAGGGUCUUGAUGAGGACAGAAGUUUAGAGUAGGUCCUAAGACUUUACAAUGUAACAUCCUCUCUGGUCCUUUUCUUUGUUCCUAGUUUUGUACAGACUUGUUUUUGAGUGUUGAGUAGCAGGGACAAAAUAAGGGAAUGUUAUUUUUUAAGAAAAUUCAUUUUCAUUGUUGUCUCCUUCCUUUUCUGUGAAAGUCCUCAUACUGAGAAAUUUGUAUAUUUUAUAUUAAAUCACUUACUAUUGAUUUUUGUUGUGAUUUUCAAAGGUGGAUUACCACAGAUAAAAUUUUGGUUAUUGCCCAAAACAUAGUAAAGGGUCACAUGUGUGACUUUUUAUAAUAGGAAGAAAAUUCUGCCUUUGUGAGUGCACAUGUCCACAUUUCAUCCCUCCUUCCCUCAAAACCCUAGAGAGGGGCAUUCAAGAAUUGUUGCUGUAUAUGCAAUGUCUGUUAAGCAUGCACCAUGUAUUUCAUUCUCAUUUAUUGGGUCUGGGACUGAAGUUUUUAGCCAGCAUGGACCUAACCUACCUUUUGGGAUAAAAUUCACUGUUUUGUUACAGGCAAAAUUCUAGUGUGGCGUGAAUGCCAUGGGUCAUUCUGAAUAUAUUUUUUUCUGUAAUUUUAUCAUUACAUGAUGUUUGCAAUACAUGCCUUGUUUUUUAAUUUGAAAGCAAACUUUUCUACUGUUGGAAGACAUUUUUUGACAACUUGACCCUUCCUAGUAUUGAGUACUAAGUUGAGGACUGCAUCUUCUUGUUUUUUACAGUAUAGAGAACAAAAUGACAUUAAUUUGAAAAAUACAUAUCACUUGGUAUCGCUGUCUUGGUUGCAGUGGUGAUACAGAAUUGGUUUCAUUAAUUCCUACAUGGUUCAGAAUCGCUGAUCAAGAAAGUGGGAAAAAAAACAAAUGUUAAAACCUCAAUCCUCAGUAGGAAGGUAGAUUACAUUAGGUGAAAUUAUAGGUAAUCUAUGUAUGUGCUAAUGGGGUUGGAAAGAACCUUACAGAGCAUAUUACCUGAUAAACUUGAGUGGGUUUGGGAGAACCAACUAAUAGGAUUAUUGUGUCUCCUGGUUGGUACCUGGGAGCAAUCGACAUGCCCCCUUCAGAACCUUAACUGUUAGUAACAGUGGCUGUAACAACACAAACCAGUGACCAGAGAUACAGCUUUUAGGCCAAGCUGGCCUGACGGUAUGGCUGCAGGAAGUGACUGAGCAGUAGCGGUACUCAGCCAGACCAAGACGGAGAGGGAAGAGUCCACAGCUUUCUGGAGGCUAAGGCAUUCCGGUGGUAGGAAAGUGUGCCCCAAGCCUUCAUGGAUGAGUUAUAGGUCUUAAGAUUAGUCUCCUCUUGUUUGGAUUCCAUACUUGCUAAAUAACCUGAUAAUAACCUGGUUUUCCAUGUAACUGCCUCUAGGAAGAAAAUGUACUGUUCAUGCUGACACAGAUAUUUCAGUCUGCAUGGUAAAAGUUCUACAUCUUACUACAAAAUAAUAAACUGGCUGGUUUAUAAUGUG